ACAAUCCACAACAAACAUGGCGUCGCCUGAGCGGUAUCAAGAACGUGAAUCACUGAAAAAGGAUAUUAGCCAAGACGAUGGGGGCAAAAAAGCAGCUCCGAUAUCUUUCGGUUUUAGUAAAACACUGAUCAAGGUCAAAUCCGGGAAAGCGGAGGAGCGAGAUUAUUUAGUUGAAGUCGAAGGAAAAGAACUAAAAGGAACCAAACCGGUGGAGAAACCGAAGGAGCUGAUUAUCCCAUUGAUCCACAAGAACCGCUGGUACCGACAGGAUGCUGAGCGAGCGGAUAAAACCAGCGAAGAGAAGACCGAAGAACCGUCAGAGGUGAAGCAGGACACGGUCGAGUCUCAAGCUGUCAAAGAACUCAUCGAAGAGUCUCAGAAGUACCAGGACAGAUGGAAGAAUGGACCGCAGUCGGAUCCAAACUUUGCUAUUCCUCUUCUCAUGCAGAACCAGGUCCCUGAUGGCUUUGAGGAUGGAGAUAAAGUCAAUGUGGAUCUGCGACCUGAGUCGUCCACAGAGGCCGACUAUGAGCGUGUGCCUGUGGAGGCUUAUGGAUUGGCCAUGCUGAAGGGAAUGGGCUGGAAGCAAGAAGAAGGAAUCGGACGCACAUUUAAACAAGAUGUAAAGCCCAUAGAGCAUCAGUUGAGGCCUAAAGGGUUGGGUUUGGGUGCUGAUCGAUCUGCAAUUAAAGACCUGGAGCCCGGAGUCCCCAAGAGACCACCUAAACCUGGAGAUGAGAAGGGGAAAGAGGAGGAGGCUCUAGUUCUGGGGCCUGGAGGAUGUGUGCAGGUCCUGGCAGGAGCACAUAAGGACCUGUACGGGAAGAUAGAGGGAGUGGAUCCAGAUAACGGCAGAGUUGUGGUCAAACUCGCCAUUGGCGGCAAGACAGUGACCAUCAUUCAGCACUCCAUUAAACUAGUCACAAGGAAAGAAUACGACAAAUACAGCAAAGACCUCAGUCGUCUUAGUAAAGCACAUAAAGACAAGGAAAGAGAAAAAGAACGGGAACAAAAGAGGGAACAGGAGCAGAGGUUAAACGGCAAAGAUGAGAGAGGAAAGACGGAUAGAAGUCGAGAAAAAGACAGAGACCAGAAGAAAAGAAAACACAGAGAAUCAAGCACAGACCGAGAGAAGCCUCCGCCAGCUAAGGAGUCUCGCUCUUCUCCACCAGCUCCAUCAUGGCUCCAGCGGGACCUCCGUGUGCGCUUCAUUGAUAAAGCUUUCAAAGGAGGAAAAUACUACAACUCUAAGAUGAGAGUGGAGGACGUCCUGACCCCUCACACCUGUGUUUGUCGUACAGAAGAGGGCAGAAUGCUGGACGAUAUUAGACAGAAAAUGCUGGAGACAAUUGUACCCAAGAACGACUCUGACUAUAUAAUGGUGGUUCUGGGAGAACACAGAGGACAGGUGGGCCGCAUCUUGAAGCGGGACAGAGAGAAGUGUCGAGCGAUGGUUCAGCUGGAUCGAUAUGAGGAAAGGGUGUUCACUCUUGACUACGACACCAUCUGUCAUUAUGUGGGCGGGACAGAUCACUGAGCAGCCAAUCAGAUAAUACAACACACAUUUCAUCAAGUAGCAAUUGGCUGCUUUUCCCGUCAUCACAAAAGACCAACAUGUCAUAUUUUUAAUACAAUUUAGACUUAAUUUAUCUUGCCAGUUUGAUGUUGUAUUUUUAAAUGCCAGUUCAGACUCAGAUGUGGAGUCAUGAUUGGUUCUUAAAGCAACAUAAAUGUCCUGUUAGCAUAAGAGUGUGUUAUGUUGCUAAUAGAAACGUGUCAUGUUUCUGUCUGUAUAAAUGAAUGUUUAGGGUCAUCUUCAUAUCAGUGUCUAUUGCAGAUCUGGGAAGAAAAUAUCAAAGUUUGAUCCCUUGUAAUUGUGGAAAAGACUUUCACUGCCAGUUCAUUGGAAUCAAAACACUUGCUUUGUUAAUUUUUUUUAGUCCAAUAAAGACCUCAGUUUGUUGUUUACGUUUGCACGCCACCUACAAAUCUCAUCCUUUUAUAAUAAAAUGUACAAAUGCCA
Danio rerio (zebrafish) is the source of this 2023-nucleotide messenger RNA. RefSeq names its product G patch domain and KOW motifs (gene gpkow). The record is from RefSeq and is marked provisional. Gene Ontology annotation, biological process: mRNA splicing, via spliceosome. Gene Ontology annotation, molecular function: nucleic acid binding. Lineage: Eukaryota; Metazoa; Chordata; Actinopteri; Cypriniformes; Danionidae. Gene Ontology annotation, cellular component: nucleus.